This is a messenger RNA of Acanthosepion pharaonis, 456 nucleotides long. The record is from the annotation of a GenBank genome assembly. Lineage: Eukaryota; Metazoa; Mollusca; Cephalopoda; Sepiida; Sepiidae.
AUGGUUACCUACCGUGCUGUAAUGGUGAGCAAGACCUGUUCAAAAGAGGACGGAGUUAGAACCUCACUGGAAGAGUGUUAUUUAUUUCCUCGGUUUGAUAUUGCUUUUAUUUUUCCUUCCUUUCUUUCUUUCUUUCUUUCUUUCUUUCCUUCCCAUCUGUUUCUUUCGUUAUGUUUUUUCUCUUUCUCUUCUUCGAUUUCUCAGCUUUUAUCGUUAGUUCGCCUGACUUAUUAUUUCUUCUCUUUUAUAUCUUUCUAUUCUUUAUCUUAUUCUUUUGUUCUUUGCCUCCGUUUUCUUUUUCUUUUCUUUUUUCCUUGUCUUUUUUCUUUUUGUCUUUGUAUUUUUACUAUUUUCCUACCUCACUCCUUCCAGUCCCUUUUUGUUAUUGUUUCUUUCUUUAUUCAUUCAUUUACUCUUCUCGCUUUUCUUUUCUUAUAUCUUUUUAUUUUAUUUUAG